UGAAGUGACCAAAGACAAUUUUUUUUUAUUUUAUAGGACUUCCAUAAGGGUUAAAAAAUAUUAAAAUGGCAUUAUUUUGACUUCAUUAAUAUCUCCUCUUGUUAUUUCAAGAGCGUAAGGGUGUUCUUGUGACUUGAUAUCUCAUAACAGCAUGUACUUAUUUUAACGUGAUGUCUUCUUGACUUAUUUCAUCACAUAUUAUUAUUUCGAAUCAUGUUAUUUCAUAAUCUUAAUUCAAAAUUUUUGUUUGUUAGUUCAUUUUUUAUUUAUUUAUUUAUUUUUUCCUCAUUGUUGCAACUUGGUAAUAUUUAACACCACAGAGUCUAUCAAUAAGACUAAUUUACUGAAUUACCUGAGGUGCAAAGAAUUUUUUUUUUUUUAAAGGGUCAUUUUUAUUCAAGGUCAUUUAAAGGUCACGUGGAAAUUCUUUAAAACUGUUGCAGUGUUCAUUUGUGUAGUUUAGUGGGUGACAAAUAUUUGGCAUCACAAAAAGUAUACAAAUAAAAAAAAAGAAAAUGAAAAAAGAAGGAACACAGAAAGACUCGAUUUGUUUCGGGAACACAUCUACGCUCUGUGAAUGUGUUUGCACAAGAGUCCAAUGUUCUGCCUUGAUGCUGUAGUUUGUAUGCGUGUGACGUUAACUGUUUUUCCAGAACAGUCCUGAGGGUCAGUGUUCCAGUAAAUCGAGUCCCUUUUAUAACCUAAUGAGCUCCCGGAAAUAGCACCUGGGUUUGAGACGCAGUAGUUCAUCUUGGCCAUUAGAUGGCAGCAGUGCGCUGGAGUCGUGCUGCUAAAUCCCUCGAAGAAGACCACAUCCCUGAAGUGCAGCUCUUUCCACGUGUAUUGGACCACGACCUCGUGUUUUAGUGCUGAAUGUAGCCCUCCUACAUAAAGCAAGAUGGUGGAGGUGUUCAGCAGUGACGGUGAGAGAGUGCUGCAGCGCAGUGUUGACGUGAACCUCAGUGAAUCAGGCAGCCGGCCUGAAGAUCUACACGGGCUUUAUCAGAUCAGCGAGACCUGUUCUUUUAUCACCAGUAACAAUUUCAAAAAGGUAGCUUUGCAGUUUCCUGAUGAACUUCUGGUUGAUUGCGUUGCAGUCGCUGCAGCAUUAGAGACGGAAACCAAAGCAAAGACGUAUAUUUUAGGUGACACCACUUAUGGCAGCUGCUGUGUGGAUGAAGUGGCCGCCGAACACGUCGGAGCCGACUGUAUCGUGCACUACGGCCGCUCGUGCCUCAGUCCGUCCACACGUCUGCCCCUUACGUAUGUGUUCGGGAAAAGACCCAUUAAUGUGCAGGAGUGUGCCACGUCGUUCAGGGAACUCUACCCUGACCAGGAGAGUCACGUGAUCGUAUUGUAUGACGUCACCUACUCGCAUGCUAUAGAUGAUUUCCAAAGGCUUUUGGGUGGCACCUACCCCAACACUGUGUUCUCUGUUCUAAGAGCAGAACACUUACACGGACCUCUGAAAGUUAGCGAUAACUCUGAGGAUGACGGGUCUGUUCAUAAAUUCGGCCGUCGGUUUGGUUUAAAACGAGGAAAGAACGUGGAGGACUACAGGAUGUUCUAUAUCGGUCAUGAGGGACUUACUCUCACAAACUUCAUGAUGACGUGGAACCGCUGCGCCUUCAGUUCAUUCGACCCAGACACGUCGACGGGCCGAGCUGAAUCCAUCAACAUCAACAAAGCACUGAUGAAGCGCUACUACGCCAUUGAGCGGGCGAAGGAUGCCAAUGUGGUGGGAAUCCUGGUGGGCACGUUGGGCGUCGCCAACUACUUGAGCAUCAUUGAGCAGCUGAAAGAAAGUAUUCGCAAGGCCGGCAAGAAGAGCUAUAUGUUUGCGAUGGGCAAGAUCAAUGUACCAAAGCUGGCCAACUUCCUGGAGAUUGAUGUGUAUGUGUUAGUUGCUUGUCCAGAGAACUCCCUGCUGGAUUCUAGCGAGUUCUACAGGCCGGUGGUGACGCCGUUUGAGAUGGAAGUGGCCUGUAACAAGCAUCGCGAGUGGAGCGGAGAAUACAUCACAGACUUUCAAGAUCUGCUGCCUGGAGGGAGCAGUCACGUGGACUUUCCCGAGUCAGAACAGUCGACUAAUGAUGACACAACAGAUGUGUCACUGAUCACUGGAGCACUGCGCACUUCCUCUUUACGAUCCUCAUCUGAGCCAACAGAUGGUGCGUCAUUGUCGUCUUCAGUUGUGGUCAGGAAUCAGACGCUAACUGUGGCUAACACGAAUACUGCAGCAUCUUUUCUCACGGGCCGGAGCUGGCAGGGGUUGGAACCCAAGUUGGGGGAAACACCAGUAGUUAAAGCUGUGGAGGGAAGACGCGGUAUCGCUAUUGCUUAUGAGGAGGAGGGUACGGACAGUAAAGACUACUUGACCACAGUAAAAAAAAAAGGAAAUUAGAAAAACUUAAUUGCUACAUGUUGCAUCAUAUUUACUGUAAAGGACAGAGUUGGUGUGUUCGUGUCAAUCCACUGACAGAAUUAUUUUCCAUAUACAUGAUGAUCAAGAGAAGGUGUUAUUUAAAGCCAUUUUAAAAACCUCAGUAUAAAAAUUCCACAGAAGACAUGCAUAUAAACUAAAAGUACAGAACAGCUUCAACUCUGGGAUGUUGGUGGGUUUCCUCACAUGAACUGCUUGCUGCUUCAGAUCCUUCCACAACAUUUCUAUUGGAUUAAGGUCAGGACUUUGACUUGGCCUUUCCAAAACAUUCACUUUAUUCUUCUUUAACCGUUCUUUGGUAGGACGACGUGUAUGAUUAGCGUCAUUGUCUUGCUGCGUGACCCACUUUCUCUUGAGAUUCAGUUCACAGACAGUGUCCUGACAUUUUCCUUUAGAAUAAUUCAGAAGCCAUUGUUUCAUGUCAAGUCGCCCUGGCCCAGACGCAGCAAAACAGGCCCAAACCAUGAUACUACCACCACCAUGUUUCACAGCUGGGAUAAGGUUCUUAUACUGGAAAGCAUUUUCAUUUCUCCAAACAUUACACUUUUCAUUUAAACCAGAAAGUUUUAUUUUGGUCUCAUCCGUCCACAAAACAUUUUACCAGUAGCCUUCUGGCUUGUCCAUGUGAUCUUUAGAAAACUGCAGAGGGGCGGCAAUGGUCUUUUUGGAGAGCGAUUGCUUUCUCCUUGCAGCCCUGCCAUGCACACCAUUGUUGUUCAGUGUUCUCCUGACGGUGGACUCAUGAACAUUAACGUUAGCCAAUAUUAGUUGUUUAGAAGUUACCCCGAGUUCCUUUGUGACCUCGUGGACUAUUUUAAACGUCUUACUCUUAGAGUGAUCUUUGUUGGUCUCCACUCCUAAGGAGGGGAACAAUGGUGUUGCAUUUCCUCCAUUUGUACACAAUCUGUCUGACUGUGGAUUGGUGGAGUCCAAACUCUUUAGAGAUGAUUUUGUAAUCUUUUCCAGCCUGAUGACAUUCAACGACUCUUUUUCUGAGGUCCUCGGAAACCUCCGUUGUUCAUACACUUCUACAAACGUGUUGUGAAGAUCAGACUCUGAUAGAUCCCCGUUCUUUAAAAUAAAACAGGGCGCUCACUCACUCUCACCUGAUCGUCAUCCCAUUGACUGAAAUCACCUGACUCUAAUUUCACCUUCAAAUGAACUGAUAAUCCUAGAGGGGCACAUACUUUUGCCUCUCACAAAAUUGUAAUAUUGGAUCAUUUUCCUCAAUAAAUAAAUGACCA
This is a messenger RNA of Ictalurus furcatus (blue catfish), 3687 nucleotides long. It is a transcript of the gene dph2, whose product is annotated as diphthamide biosynthesis 2. The transcript has 7 exons. Lineage: Eukaryota; Metazoa; Chordata; Actinopteri; Siluriformes; Ictaluridae. Gene Ontology annotation, molecular function: 2-(3-amino-3-carboxypropyl)histidine synthase activity. Bases 899 to 2404 code for a protein of 501 amino acids. The record is from RefSeq and is a predicted model, not a curated record. Gene Ontology annotation, biological process: protein histidyl modification to diphthamide.